Paramecium tetraurelia is the source of this 786-nucleotide messenger RNA. RefSeq lists its product as uncharacterized. Lineage: Eukaryota; Ciliophora; Oligohymenophorea; Peniculida; Parameciidae. The transcript has 3 exons. The record is from RefSeq and is a predicted model, not a curated record.
AUGUAAAUUCGUUAAGAACCAGAUCUUGAUUGCGAAUCAAUUAAAAAUGCCCUUAGAAACAUAAACUAAAGACUCAACAAUCUUUAGAAAAUAAUACCCCCUGAAAUCACUGUAGAAAAGGAUCCAAAAAUACCCAAAUUGAAUUUAAAAAAAAUAGGAAUAAUUUCAGAAGAAAAUAAAUAAAUACAAAAAAAAGUGACUGCUAAUUUGGGAACUAAUAACUAGAACCUACUAGAAUAAUAAAAUAAAGCACCAUUUAAAAUGAGAAGUUAAUCAUUCAAUCAUCAUAUCGAAUCAACAUCGCUUGACAUCAAUUUAAAAGAUUUUUAUUGCUAAAAUGCCUACACUACUCAUGUUUAAAUUGGGAAAACUCAACUCAAUAAUGAUUUUGAAUUUUAAAAAAGAUUUCAAGAAAUACUCAACAAGUAAAACGAUAAUAAGGAGAAUCUUAAAAGAGAAUGCCAUUAGCUUAUACCACCAUCUCAUAUUGCUUAGCCUAAAGUGCAGCAAAUAACUUAGCAUCAUUAAUCUAAGAUUAAUACAACUCCAGUAAAGAUCUUAACUAAGAAAUCGCAGCCUAAUCCACAAAUUAAUCAUAUUCAAAAUUAGCAUCCUUUGAUUCAUCAAUAAUUCUAUGUGCAGUAACCCAAUUAAUAAUAUGUGAAGGUAAUAUAAAAUUAUGAAUCCUCCAAUUACCCAAUAAUAUAGUAUAGAUAUGCUCAACAUCAUAAUUCAAGAUCUUCAUCAUUUCAUAACUUAGAGAACUAUCAAGUUGAAAAAAUAUGA